Messenger RNA from Ambispora leptoticha, 151 nucleotides. Lineage: Eukaryota; Fungi; Glomeromycota; Glomeromycetes; Archaeosporales; Ambisporaceae. The record is from the annotation of a GenBank genome assembly.
AUGGCAAGGACUGCUAGUAAUAGUCUACUAAAUUACAAAAACAAUAACAUUAACACUCAUAUGAUGGACGUAGGAACUUCAAACUCUGAAUUUACAACCGAUAGUAACAUCAUCAAAUCUUCAAUUGUCACUGAUCAUAGGAAGCAGAGUG